AGCAGUACGUGUGAAAUGAAAUAAACGCUAGCAAUUUGGCCCGUUUGCACAAAAAUUGUGCUAGGAACCCAACAUAAGGAAGCCCUUGGUCACGGCUUUGACAGUCUGCUUUCCACUAGGUGGAACACAACGAAGUUUGGGCUUGCAGCGUUUGCGAAGAUGCGCUAAGGGAAGUACUUUACGGUAAGGUUCCUCGUACAAUUUUUGCGAAAACGGGCCCUCUGGGAAUACUGAGAAAAUCGUGAGCAUGGGCGACAAAGAGAGACGCAUGACGCAGUUACCAAAGCAGGUGACAAUUCGAGAACGCGCUUGACUAUGCCGCAGACAUGUACAAAAUACUGCGCAAAAGGUAUUUAAAACAAGAGACAAAUUAAUACUCCACGUAAAAAGUAUUUAAAAUAGAGUACAAAAUACUCGGAAACAAAGUAAUUUGAGUAGAGUACUAAAUACUCCAAGAAGUACGCCGGGCAAAAAAAAAAAAAAAAAGAACUGGGAAGUCAACCGGUACCAGUUUGUUCCCAGUCUCGAACUGGUCAUGAAUUGGAACCAAAUUGGACCAAACUGAUGGCAACUGGAAAGUGAAGUAGUACCAGUUCAAGCUGGGAUGGUGGCAACUGGACAUGAAGUGGAACCAGUUCAAGCUGGGCUGGUGGCAACUCGAAAGUGAAGUGGUACCAGUUCAAGCUGGGCUGGUGGCGACUGAACAUGAAGUGGUACCAGUUCGAACUGGGCUGGUUGCAACUGGACAUGAAGUGGUACCAGUUCAAGCUGGGCUCCUGGCAACUGGAAAGUGAAGUGGUGUCAGUUCAAGCUCGACCAGCUGAAAUGUUUAGGGGAAGUUUCGGUUUCGGUACCGGGAUAGGUUUGUAAUCAUAUAUGUAACGCCUGAGACUCCCGUCCAGAUGUGCUGGUCGACUGGGUGGCCCCUCCUGCACCCCGUCUAACCCUGAAGGGGGACAGGGUCAUAAACUGAAGUUCGGGGAUCCCAAGAACGGAUGGGAAGAGCAGUUGCUUUUUGAGUGCGAGGGAAUGAACACGUAUUCUCCUAGUGACUCCUCGUCUGUUGUGACUCCUUCGUCACACGAGUCGACAGGAUUACCGCAGCCCACUCAUCGCCACCACCAUCAUCACAGUUUCAUCAGCUUCAUCAUGUCAAAGAAGGUUCUUCACCUCACCAAGUUUACUGGAUCACCCGACGAUGUCCCAAUCGACAAAUGGUUGAAGCUUUACUCUUGAAAGGUCUCAUCGCACGGAUGGACGGAUGACGACAAAGUUCAUUUCUUCCACGAGUACUUGGAAGGGAUGCGACAACGUAUGCGUUGCGGCUACAUUGAAAAGACCCAGGGUGAUUUUGUAUCUGAUCAUCCCCCCUAUGGUGAUCUGCAUCACCUGCUCCCACUUCUGGGCUGUCAUGAACAGGGAUGUACACUAUUUCUUGCCCUACAUUAGUGACGCAGGAGGUGACCCACCACAAAGUGCUGUCUUCGGUGUUGGGCUGAUCAUAGCGUCCAUUGGAUGCAUGGGGCUCUUCUGCAUGCGGUACAUCAUGGUCUUGGACCUGAAUACAGAGAAAAGGAGAUCCAUAGCGUUCCUCAACUACCUCGUCUUCCUCUGCGGCAUUGCCAUCUUCUUCGGUAUCGUUAUGGUGGCGGUGAAUCCUACAGGUCAUCUACGCAGAGAUGGAACAUGGCUGCAGCCGAUCUUCGUGUCUCACGUGACUGGUGCCUCUAUGUCAUUCUUCGGUGGUAUUGGCUAUCUGAGUGGAAACUCCGCCCUCACCUUUCUUCUGCUUCCGAAACUCAACAACGUGAGAAUCGCCUACCUGCGUCUGGGUCUUACCGUGAUUGAUAUAGUCGCCUGCUCAAUCACUGGAGUCAAAUUUCCGAAGAAUAUGCUUACCAUGAAACCUCACCCUCAUAAACCUAGGACGUACCCUGAAGGCACGCUGUACUCCAUCUUGGGAGAGUGGGUGAUGCUGAUCACGGUUCUCAUCUACCUCUACACGAUGCGAGACGAGAUGGACAGGAGUACCUUGGUCGUGGGCCUGAAUAACACGCGGUACGCCAUCGGCGACAGGAGCGACGCGCAAUUGGCAGCGGACGCAUCCCGAGUGCCUGCGACGGACACUGCGUGACGUUGACUGAUGUCACAAUUGUUGCGCCGUCAUUGCAGUCCAUGUGGCACACUGCCAGUAAUAAUACUCGGGAAUAUUUCUCUAUCUUGAUUAAUUUAUAUACAUUAGUGUUUGUGCACGAAACGUGUUCACGAAAGCGCAAUUAAAUGUAAGCCAUUUCUGG
Ornithodoros turicata is the source of this 2297-nucleotide messenger RNA. Its product is annotated as DNA damage-regulated autophagy modulator protein 2-like. The transcript is spliced from 7 exons. Bases 1262 to 2134 code for a protein of 290 amino acids. Lineage: Eukaryota; Metazoa; Arthropoda; Arachnida; Ixodida; Argasidae. The record is from RefSeq and is a predicted model, not a curated record.